Clonostachys rhizophaga is the source of this 924-nucleotide messenger RNA. The record is from the annotation of a GenBank genome assembly. NCBI's taxonomy places the organism in Eukaryota, Fungi, Ascomycota, Sordariomycetes, Hypocreales, Bionectriaceae.
AUGGCCAUCCAAAUCCAAGAUAUUGACGUCCAGCUUGAGGCCCUCUUUUCGAUGGCGGUAGCUCAUAUGGAGUCCCAAGGGGUAAAUGUCGAGCCAGCCGAGAACACAUCAGCGGCAGGACCAGACAGAAAGCGGAGGAAGCUAUUCCAUGUCUAUCAACAGACCAAGCAGCUUCUGGGCGACCUACGUUUGGAUGAUCAAGCCGAUUCAACUUUACCCGAAGACCCAGUUUGGCUGGCUUCGCAACCUGAUCCCAACAAUGGUGGCGAACCCAGUGACAGAGGCGAAGACAGAAGUGAAGCCUCGUCUGACCUAGAUGAUCACCACGGUGACCCGAACUUUGAGCCUUCUGAGACCAGUGGCGACGCGAGCGAAACGAAUGACUCCGAGGAGAUAUCCGCACAUGACCACGGCAACGAAGAUGAGGACGAGGACAAUAAUGAGGGCGGUCGUAGCGGCACUCCCGAAGAGAUUGAUAAUGCCUUGCGCAUCCCGAUCUUAGGACAAGUGACUGGAUUCUGCCAGGACUGUAACGAGAUGCCUGCCCAGACGGUCUGCUACACCUGCGGUACCGGUCGAUUCUGCGGUUUUGAAUGCUGGGAUUCAUCUCGCGAAGAUAGUGAGAAGCACACAUGUCUCGAUGUUGACGAACCAUGGCCAGCCAGCGGAUUUUGGUACGACAUGGUCAACGGUAGCUUGCCUUUUAACAGAAGCUAUUUUGGGGGUUCCAGAAUUGCCACUCACUGGACGAAGAAUCGACUUUGCUCGGACUUUAUCGCCAUCUUUGGACGUCACAUUAUCUUAACCAAUUUCAACGACAACAAUGGCGACCCCAUCUUGCGAAUUAGGCAUAUGUGUCCUGGCUCAAGAGCCGUGCUCACGCCAUAUUCCCUGAUGAGGAUAGAAGUGAAGUACUUAACUUAG